AAAAGAUUAGCACUGCUUGCAGCCCAACAAUGGGGUGGUUACUGGCUGGGGCCAGCUGAACAUUUCUCUAAAUACCCUGAAGUUAAGCCAGAAAAAAGGUCAGAAACAAUCACUCCAGGGCUUCCCCUCCUGGGAUCUUCUGGGCACCUCCAAGUCUUUGCCUUUUCACAAAAAAAAUGUAUUCCAACAGCUCUCCCAUCUGUAUGAUCUACAAAGACCUGGAGCCAUUUACAUAUUUCUUCUACUUGAUCUUCCUCGUUGGAAUUAUUGGGAGCUGUUUUGCAGUCUGGGCGUUCACCCAGAAAGACGCAAACCCCAAGUGUGUGAGCAUAUACUUAAUUAACUUGCUCACGGCAGAUUUCUUGCUCACUCUAGCACUGCCAGUGAAAAUUACUGUCGACUUAGGGGUGGCCCCAUGGAAGCUAAAGAUUUUCCACUGCCAAGUGACCGCCUGCCUAAUCUACAUCAACAUGUACUUAUCGAUUAUAUUUUUAGCCUUUGUCAGCAUGGAUCGCUGUCUUCAGUUGACACACAGCUGCAAAAUUUACAGGAUACAGGAGCCUGGCUUUGCUAAAAUGAUCUCCACGGUGGUAUGGCUGAUGGUUCUCCUGAUAAUGGUACCCAACAUGGUGAUUCCCAUUAAUGACAUUCAAGAGAAGCCAAUAGUGGGCUGCAUGGAAUUCAAAAAGGAGUUUGGGAGGAACUGGCACGUAUUUACUAAUUUCAUAUGUGUGGCAAUAUUCCUAAACUUCUCAGCAAUCAUUUUAAUAUCCAACUGCCUUGUCAUCAGACAGCUCUACCGAAAAAAAGACAGUGAGAACUAUGCAAACGUGAAACGGGCUCUGAUCAAUAUACUGCUGAUAACUGGCAGCUACAUUAUCUGUUUUGUUCCUUACCACAUUGUUAGGAUCCCCUACACUCUCAGCCAGAGCAAUGUCAUAACAGACUGCCCAACCAAGAUCUCGCUCUUUAAAGCUAAGGAAGCAACUUUACUGCUAGCAGUAUCAAACCUAUGUUUCGACCCUAUUCUAUACUAUAACCUCUCGAAAGCAUUCCGGUUAAAAGUGACUGAGACCUUUGCAUCGCAUAGGGAGACAAGUGACCAACAAGAAAAACCAAGGCAUGCAAGUGAACUAUAAGGGAACCACAUUUUUGAGUUCUCACAAAUACAGACUGGAAAAUCCACGUGGGAAGGAGCAAAAAGCAUUUGCCUGACAAAACCAGUAGACUAGUGUUAACUUUAGCCAUCACUCAGUAGCAAUACCAAAUCAAACAAACGAGGAUCCCUCGGUCUGCAGACACUGCCUGUAAAGAAAGCAAACCAGCUUGUGAUUGCUCAUACGCCUUAACCAAAAUAUUUAUACAAAAACCCAGCAAGUUGUGGGGAAUAACAGAUGCAAAACAAAACAAUACCCUUGGCAUCUAAACGAGGUUUAUGAAACAGGCUCAAUGAAUUAGUUGGAAAUUGAUGGUGUCUGAAAUAGUUUUAAGACUCCUGGAAUGGCCUUCUCAUUUAAAGUGACCAGAAUAGUCUCAAUAAAAGUACCUGAGACAUACUAGUGGAAUAGACCUGGAAGAGAACCAAAGUAACCAAUCCAAAUAGUUCCAGUAUUACCUUCAAACCAUCAAUGGCUGGUUUUUCUAUCUAUUAUUCCAAUGAGAGCAGUUUCAGAACUCCCCAGACUAUGGGGUAAUUUUCAGAAUUUCAUGUGUAUUUCUACAUAAUCCUUAAAGAAAAAAAAAUUUCGAAGGGGGCCUGGAGAUAUAGUAAUUUGAUUUUUAAUAGUCUUAGUUGAUUAUAUUCUACCUUAAGGCUGCAAAUAAAGUUUGUCCAGCUUUAAUAACAGUCAACCAUAUUAUUUUGCUAUUUGUGGCAAGUGAAAAUGGUACAGUCAUUGGCUCUGCUAUCAGAGCACCUGGGUUAAAAUUCCAUGUCAGACCUCAACUUUCUGUGAGAUCUUGGGAGACUCACUUUACCUUUCUGAACCUCAGAAAUGAAGGGACUAGAUUUGAUGGCUUCAGAGGUUCCUAAAUGUAGACUUACGGUUUUAUAAGCCAAAGAAAAAUGAUAACCACAAAAUGCUAUCAAAACAACAUCAUCACAAAACUUAACAUUGUAGAUAAGUCUGAAAAUCACAAAUACUAUAAUAGCAUUUCAAGAAAAAAUAAUCAAUUUUCUGACCCUUGGUUUCUAAAAAUAGGACCAGGAGUGAUAGUGUUUGUCCAAUUGUAGAAGAGUCUUAACCCACAGAAUAUGUUACAAAUUACAGAAUGCUAGCAGUGGGAAAUGGCUUUUUCAGGCUAUGCAGAUGCUAUAAACCAUAUGGUAUUCCUUAACAGUACACUGGGAAGUUGGAAAUAUUGGCAUUCAGAGUAAAGGGACAAGUUCCUUUAUACUGUUCUCAUUGACGUUUCAGUACUCACAUCUUCCUUGUCACAAAAAACACUUUCUCAGGUAGCUCACAGAUUCGGAACUAGAAGACACUUUAGAGAUCGUCUUGUCUUAUACCCUCAUUUUAUAGAUGAGGGAACUAAGAGCCAGAAAGACUGAGUGAAUUGUCAAAGGUCACCAAGGGAGAAAAACAAUGGGGCUGGGAUUGGAGCCCAGACUCUCUGAGUCCAAAUACAGUAUUCUUUAACAUAAGGUCCUGUGCUGGCUGCUGUAGACCAUCUCCACUUCAAAAAAUGGAAGGAGUCAACAGAUUACAUCAAAUUAGAAGAGCAUUGGAAAUGGGUAGAUGGACUAAAAUGAGGGGUAAGGAAAUGGGAAAAUUUGAGGGAUAAUAAUGUUAAACCUGAAGAAAAGAAGACCACAGUUAUUAAAACAGAUUUGUUUCUUUUAGGGGUAGGUAGCUUGGCAUCUGUGUGCACAUCACAUGUAUCUGUACAUACACAUACACACACACACCCUGUGACAAUGGAUUACAUCGUGGAUUCUUGCCACUGGACAGCUAUUUCUCAAAUAUUUGUACAAAUAAUCAGAGGAUAAAUCAUAGAAGAAAACAUGGACUUCUCCAUGUAAAGCAUCUGCAUAAAAAUUCAAUUUUU
Messenger RNA from Vombatus ursinus (common wombat), 3048 nucleotides. RefSeq names its product G protein-coupled receptor 171 (gene GPR171). Gene Ontology annotation, biological process: G protein-coupled receptor signaling pathway. Gene Ontology annotation, molecular function: G protein-coupled purinergic nucleotide receptor activity. Gene Ontology annotation, cellular component: membrane. The record is from RefSeq and is a predicted model, not a curated record. The transcript has 2 exons. The coding region runs from base 177 to 1139 and encodes 320 amino acids. NCBI's taxonomy places the organism in Eukaryota, Metazoa, Chordata, Mammalia, Diprotodontia, Vombatidae.